Molecule: messenger RNA, 1122 nt
Organism: Fopius arisanus
Lineage: Eukaryota; Metazoa; Arthropoda; Insecta; Hymenoptera; Braconidae
Product: valacyclovir hydrolase
Exons: 5
Coding region: 78-959 (293 amino acids)
Molecular function (GO): serine hydrolase activity
Source: RefSeq, a predicted model, not a curated record
GAAAAUUUGCAAUAAUAAAUAUUCUCUGACCCACUGUCUCCAUCAGUGAACCUCAGAAAGACUUGAAACUGGAGACAAUGGUGUUGAAAUUACAAAGAGUUCUCUCUAAAAAUCCUCUCGUCACAUCUAAAAAAUUUCUUUCUAACCCUCGAAGGACCAUUCAUUGCUCAUCGAUUACGUCGAGUGCAGCUGAGGAACGAAAAGUCAGAGUCAAGGACGUAGAUAUCAAUUAUCUCAGGAGUGGAAAUGGAGAUCAUCCUGUUCUACUCCUUCCUGGAGCUCUUGGUACAAUUUGGACUGAUUUUAAACCCCAAAUCGAGGGCCUGGAUAAGAGCAAACUGACGAUAGUAGCCUGGGAUCCCCCUGGUUAUGGAAAAUCAAAACCCCCAGACAGAAAAUUCCCAGCUGAUUUUUUUCACAAAGACGCUGAUUACGCUCACGAAUUAAUGAAAGUCCUGGGGUACUCCAGGUUUUCCCUCCUAGGAUGGAGCGAUGGAGGCAUCACAUCCCUCAUUCUCGCAGGAAAAAACCCCAAGAGCAUCCGAAAAAUGGUCCUCCUGGGGGCGAAUGCUUACAUACUCCCCCACGAGGUCAAAAUUUACGAGAGUAUUAAGAACAUCGAUACGUGGUCGGAGCGCAUGAAGGCACCACUAAUAGCCAUCUACGGUGAAGAUUACUUCAGACGUACCUGGGGUGCGUGGGUCGAUGCCAUGAUUAAUAUCUUCAAGAAAAAUAACGGAGAUCUCUGCCGAGAUUUUGUGGCGAUGAUCAACUGUCCUACGCUCAUUGUCCAUGGAAAAAAGGACGUUAUGGUUGAUGGGGAACAUCCGGAGUAUUUGAAAACGCACAUUACCGGCUCCCAACUCGAGAUAUUCGAGAAAGGAUCCCACAACCUCCACCUCAGGUACCCCGACGAGUUCAAUCGGCUCGUCACUCAAUUCCUCCUGGAAAAUCCUUGAAGAUUUCAAGUAAUCCUUGAAGAAACUCAAGUAAUUGCAUCUCAAGGCAAAAAAUUUUAUACAGAAAAAUGUCUUUGAGUGUGAUCAAAGGGAAUUUUUUGAUUUAAAAAAUUUAACGAUUAUUGAAAUGAUUGUUCAUUUUUAUGAUUUUAAGUGGAUCAAU